UGUACUAUCAGAACUACGAGGAGUGUGUGAAACUUGUUUUGUUAAUCCUUGGUGCGAUUUACUAUAGCACAUAGUGCGCAAUAAAUUGAGUGCGGGUUUCUCCUACUCGCUAAACAGAAGAUAAGAGUCAAAUUUUAUAAACACAAGAGCAUUUUUUGCAGGUGCGAGUACAGCUGCGUUCAUGUGCGACCCGGGCAGCUUGGACAGCUUGGAGUGCGUUUCGCCACCAUGCUACAUGAGCUGGGCGAUGGAGCCAGCGAACUUCUACGACAAUAAGCUAAGCGGCGCAACUGGGGAUAGUAAAUGUCCCGAGGACAGCAACAAGAGCAAUGUGGUCGAGCUGAGCAACGCUCCCGCCAUCUACGACGAUGAGAGUGCCAUCGACUUCAGUGUGUACAUAGACUCCAUGUCCUCUGCACCCAACUUCGAGCUGUGCAACGACGAACUGUUUGCCGACCUGUUCAACAACACUGUAAAGCAAGAAAAAUCGGACAUUUACCAGGCGAAAUCCACUGCCAGUCACCUGCAGUUGUCAUCCAACGGUGAUGUUGGGAAAGCAAACUUUUCCGAGCCCAUUAAACAAGAAGCCGAGUGGAGUGACAGUGACGCGCCCUCGUCUUUACCUUCGCAGAUUGAGACGUGCGCGCAGACCUCUGUGAGCAUACACACGUGUCAGCCUACACCUCCGAGUACACCAGAGCCGCAGCCCACCACCCAGCUAUCACCGCGAAGAACACACAAGGAUAAAAGUAAGAAAUCAGUGGACAGGUUCAGUCCGGAAUAUCGGCAACGGCGCGAACGGAAUAACAUCGCUGUGCGAAAGAGCAGGGAUAAAGCGAAGCAACGCAACUUGGAAAUGCAACAGAAACUGAUCGAACUUAGCGCCGAAAACGAGCGCCUGCACAAGACAAUUGAUCAGCUCACGCGCGAGCUUACCAGCCUCAGAAACGUGUUCAAACAGCUUCCCGAUUCCACCACGUACAACAGGCGGGAGACUGAAACUAGUCGGUGACCUUUUUCUUAAUAAAACCCUGGAAAACAACUUUACCUCAAAAGACUCUCAUUCUCUUUGCAGCAGAUUUCGUAUUACGGGACUAUUAAAAUUAAACUACGGUUAAUGCUCGCUGCCUUGAUUUGUGAAUAUUUUGCAGAUGUUUUGUACUCUAAAUUAUUACAGAAUCAUAAUGGUACAUGUUUUAUAAUGAUGCACCGUAUUAAUACCAGAGCAUGUUUAAAUAUUUUACAAAUCAUGUAAAAUCUAGAACAUUGCAUAAAUAAAUAAAUAAAGCAACAUUACAUCUCUGA
Molecule: messenger RNA, 1305 nt
Organism: Trichomycterus rosablanca
Lineage: Eukaryota; Metazoa; Chordata; Actinopteri; Siluriformes; Trichomycteridae
Gene: cebpd
Product: CCAAT enhancer binding protein delta
Exons: 1
Coding region: 182-1012 (276 amino acids)
Biological process (GO): regulation of cell differentiation; regulation of transcription by RNA polymerase II; DNA-templated transcription
Molecular function (GO): DNA-binding transcription factor activity, RNA polymerase II-specific; RNA polymerase II cis-regulatory region sequence-specific DNA binding
Source: RefSeq, a predicted model, not a curated record